This is a messenger RNA of Lutra lutra (Eurasian river otter), 8248 nucleotides long. It is a transcript of the gene SIPA1L3, whose product is annotated as signal induced proliferation associated 1 like 3. Gene Ontology annotation, molecular function: GTPase activator activity; protein binding. The transcript is spliced from 24 exons. The record is from RefSeq and is a predicted model, not a curated record. Gene Ontology annotation, cellular component: Golgi apparatus; plasma membrane; cytoplasm. Bases 772 to 6120 code for a protein of 1782 amino acids. Gene Ontology annotation, biological process: epithelial cell morphogenesis; regulation of small GTPase mediated signal transduction; activation of GTPase activity. NCBI's taxonomy places the organism in Eukaryota, Metazoa, Chordata, Mammalia, Carnivora, Mustelidae.
GCAUUUAGGCCGGUGUUGGCCGGCGAGCGCGCGUGCGCGAGCGCGCAAAGACGCCCUCCACUGCCGCUCCCCUCCACUGGGGGUCUAGCGCACAGCUCCGCUGUCCCCGGCUCUCCCGAGGCUCGCGCCCUCGGGUUUGCUGCCGCCUAGGGCGAAACUACAGUUCCCAGAAGGCUUCGCGCGAGGCGGCUUGGAAGUGGGCAGCCUGGAAGUCACUCGGGCCACCCGAGCUGGCGGCGUCUCCAGCGAACGGCGCGGAGCCGGACGCCGCGGUCGUGGGGCCCGCGGGGCGGGCAGCCGGGACGCCCAGGUACAAUAAUGCUGCUGGGGUUCUGCUUAAGAAAAAACCCUUAUCUUUAAGACCCACAUUCUGAAAUACAUGUGAACUGUUGCGCAGCUUCUGACCAGCCUCAGCUCUCCUGGGACCCUCAGGGAGCACUAGUGUCCGGAACACACGGAGGCAUGGCAGGGAGGACAGCCCUGCAGCCUGCCGGCCCUCACCAGCAUCUCCUGCCUGCUCCGUCCCGCUGAGCUGCUCAGACUGGAGGCCCCAGGACAGCACCUGCCUCCUGAGGUUGUCCUGGCUCAAGUUGUCCACCGCGAUGGUGGAGAACUGGACUCCACAGGCUCACAACCUUCCUGUCAGGCUUCAGGGGCCAGCAUCCUUCAUCCUGGGCCUGGCGGCCCUGAACAAUGGCUGAGGGCCAGGGGACCCCAUAAAGUCACUCCACAGCUCACAGGGGGCCAGCAGCACUCCAGCGCCCGUGGACUAUGACCACUUAUCGGCCCAUUCCCAAUGAUGGUGUGGAUCUGGCAGCCAGUUGUGGGGCCAGGGGGGCUGACGUCCUCCCUGGGCCCCACACCGGGGACUAUGCUCCCAUGGGAUUCUGGGUCCAGAACGGCGGCAUGCCCCAGCCCAUUGGUGAGAGCCCAGUCAGCGCCACCACCCGCCCCAGUCCCACCACUCCUGCAGUGCCCAAGAUGGGCGUGCGCGCUAGAGUGGCCGACUGGCCGCCCAAGCGGGAGGCCCUGAGAGAACAAAACAACCCAAGCCCCUCUCAGGACUCAGAUGGCACGAAGGCCACAAAGGUGGCCCAUUCCAUGAGAGGCAUGCAGAACGGACAGCCCCCCAUCAGCACCCCGGCUUCCUCAGGACCCAAAGCCUUCCACCGACUCUCCAGGAGAAGGUCCAAAGAUGUGGAAUUCCAGGACGGAUGGCCCCGGUCCCCUGGCCGGGCCUUCCUGCCCCUGCGGCACCGCAGCAGCAGCGAGAUCACACUCAGCGAGUGUGACGUGGAGGACACGGGGGAGCCCCGGGGACCCCGGCACACGGGGGCCCUGCCCCUCUUCCGGGAGUACGGAAGCACGUCCUCCAUCGACGUGCAGGGCGUGCCCGAGCAGAGCUUCUUCGACAUACUCAACGAGUUCCGCAGUGAGCAGCCUGACGCCGCGGGGCCCCAGAGCCUCCGAGAGCUGCUCCAGGCUGACGCUGGCCCCCACGUCCCCGGGGGCAGCGGCGGAGCCAAGGGGGACCCCCGCAACGGCCAGCCCGCCAAGGACAGCCUCCUGGGGCUCCAGCCCGCCAAGGAGAAGGAGAAGGCCCGGAAGAAGGCUGUGCGCGGCCUGGGCGGCGGGGACGCCACGGACUUGUCCAUCUUCCGGAAGCUUCGCAGCGGUAAGACGGACGGUGAGGCGGGCCGGGCGCCAGGGGAGGCGGAGGAGGGCCGCAGCGCGCCGGACGCCGGACGCCCAUGGGUCUGCCAGAAGAGCUUCGCGCACUUCGACGUGCAGAGCAUGCUGUUCGACCUCAACGAGGCGGCCGCCAACAGGGUGGCCACCGCGCAGCGGCGCAACACCACCACGGGCGCGUCGGCCGCCUCCGCCACGGCGGCCCUCCCGGCGGCACGGGCGCACGGCCUGGGCGGCCUGGACGCCGCCUUCCCCAGCACGGAGGACCUCAACUGCAAGGAGAACCUGGAGCAGGACCUGGGCGACGACAACAGCAACGACCUGCUGCUCAGCUGCCCUCACUUCCGCAACGAGAUCGGCGGCGAGUGCGAGCGCAACGUGAGCUUCUCGCGCGCAGCCGUGGGCUCCCCGGGCGGAGGCGGCGGCGGCGGCGGCGGUGGUGGCGGUGAGGGUCGCGCAGCGGAGCCCACGCUCAGCGCCCACCGCACCAACGCCAGCAUCUCGGUGCUGGAAGUGCCCAAGGAGCAGCAAAGGACGCAGAGCCGCCCACGCCAGUACAGCAUCGAGCACGUGGAUCUGGGCGCCCGCUACUACCAGGAUCACUUCGUGGGCAGAGAACAUGCCAAUUACUUUGGUGUGGACGAGAAGCUGGGACCAGUGGCUGUGAGCAUCAAGCGAGAGAAGUUGGAGGACCACAAGGAUCACGGACCUCAGUACCAGUACAGGAUCAUCUUCCGGACCCGAGAGCUCAUCACCCUUCGGGGCUCUAUCCUGGAGGAUGCCACCCCCACCGCCAUGAAGCACGGGACAGGGCGGGGCCUCCCCCUAAAGGACGCCCUGGAGUAUGUCAUCCCUGAGCUCAACAUCCACUGCCUACGACUGGCUCUCAACACUCCCAAGGUGACCGAGCAGCUGCUGAAGCUCGACGAGCAAGGGCUGUGCCAGAAGCACAAAGUGGGCAUCCUCUACUGCAAGGCUGGCCAGAGCUCGGAGGAGGAGAUGUACAACAAUGAGGACGCCGGCCCUGCCUUCGAGGAGUUCCUCUCCCUGAUUGGGGAGAAGGUCUGCCUGAAGGGCUUCACCAAGUACGCCGCCCAGCUCGAUGUCAAGACUGACUCCACGGGCACCCACUCCCUCUACACGACAUACCAGGACUACGAGAUCAUGUUCCACGUCUCCACCCUGCUCCCUUAUACCCCCAACAACAGGCAGCAGCUACUGAGGAAGAGGCACAUAGGAAACGACAUCGUGACGAUCAUCUUCCAGGAGCCCGGGGCGCUGCCCUUCACCCCCAAGAACAUCCGCUCACACUUCCAGCACGUCUUCAUCAUCGUCCGAGCCCACAACCCCUGCACUGAUAACGUCUGUUACAGUAUGGCUGUGACCCGAUCCAAAGAUGCUCCUCCUUUUGGUCCCCCGAUCCCCAGUGGAACCACAUUCCGCAAGUCUGACGUCUUCAGAGACUUCUUGCUGGCCAAGGUGAUUAAUGCCGAGAAUGCUGCGCACAAGUCGGACAAAUUCCACACCAUGGCCACCAGGACCCGCCAGGAGUACCUCAAGGACCUGGCAGAAAACUGUGUCUCUAACACACCCAUUGACUCCACUGGCAAGUUCAACCUCAUCUCACUGACCUCCAAGAAGAAGGAGAAGACAAAGGCACGGGCAGGCGCUGAGCAGCACAGCGCAGGGGCCAUCGCCUGGAGGGUGGCAGCUCAGGACUAUGCCCAGGGCGUAGAAAUCGACUGUAUCUUGGGGAUUUCUAAUGAGUUUGUGGUGCUCUUGGACCUGCGCACCAAGGAGGUAGUGUUCAACUGCUACUGUGGGGAUGUCAUUGGCUGGACCCCAGACUCCUCGACACUCAAAAUCUUCUAUGGGCGAGGGGACCACAUCUUCCUGCAGGCCAUAGACGGCUCUGUGGAGGACAUAAGGGAAAUCGUCCAGAGACUGAAGGUCAUGACCAACGGCUGGGAGACGGUGGACAUGACCCUGCGGCGGAACGGGCUCGGGCAGCUGGGCUUCCACGUGAAGUACGACGGGACGGUAGCCGAGGUGGAGGACUAUGGGUUUGCCUGGCAGGCCGGCCUCCGGCAAGGCAGCCGACUGGUGGAGAUCUGCAAGGUGGCUGUGGUCACACUGACCCACGAUCAGAUGAUCGACCUCUUGCGUACCUCUGUCACCGUCAAGGUGGUCAUCAUCCCCCCUUUCGACGACGGCACUCCCCGGAGGGGGUGGCUGGAGACCUAUGACAUGAAUACCUCGGAGCCCAAGACAGAGCCGGAGAGCUUGCCCCCCGGAGGCCGGCCCCCCUACCGCAGCAAUGCUCCCUGGCAGUGGAGCGGGCCGGCCUCCCACAACUCGCUCCCAGCCUCCAAGUGGGCCAGCCCCAGCGCUCCUGGCCACGCCCAGUCCCUGAGCCGGCCCCCGAAGCAGACCCCCAUGGUCCCCUUCCGGGAGCCCCAGCCCCUGCACAGCAAGAGGCCUGUCAGCUUCCCAGAAACCCCUUACACCGCAUCACCAGCAGGGGCCGACAAAGCCCCUCCCUACCGGCAGCCUUCUGGGAGCUUCUCCACCCCCGGCUCUGCCACCUACACGAGAUACAAGCCAUCCCCAGAAAGGUAUGCGGCCGCCCCACACCCACUGCUGUCUUUUGACCCCCACUUCAGCCACGAUGGGAUGUCGAGCGGCGACUCCUCCUCCGGCGGCCUGACCAGCCAGGAGAGCACCAUGGAGCGUCAGAAGCCAGAGCCUCUGUGGCAUGUGCCCGCCCAGGCCCGGCUCUCUGCCAUGGCUGGAAGCAGUGGGAGCAAGCAGACCUCCAGGCAGGACACAGCAGGCAAAGAUUCCCCCAACAGACAUUCCAAAGGGGAGCCUCCGUACUCCAGUCACUCCAGCAGCAACACCCUCUCCAGCAACGCAUCCAGCAGCCACAGCGAUGACCGCUGGUUGGACCCCCUGGACCCCUUGGAGCCAGAGCAAGACCCCCUCUCCAAGGGGGGCUCCAGCGACAGCGGCAUUGACACCACCCUCUACACCUCUAGCCCCAGCUGCAUGUCCCUGGCCAAGGUUCCUCGGCAGGCCAAGCCACACAAGCCUCCGGGAACCAUGGGCCUCUGUGGGGGCGGACGGGAGGCCGCUGGGCGGUCCCACCACGCAGACAGACGGCGGGAGGUCUCACCGGCUCCUGUGGUUGCUGGCCAGACCAAGGGCUACCGCCCGAAGUUAUACUCCUCAGGCUCCAGCACCCCGACAGGCCUGGCAGGGGGGAGCCGCGACCCGCCCAGGCAGCCUAGUGACAUGAGCUCGCGGGCUGGCUACCCUGCUCAGGUUUACAAAACUGCCAGCACAGAGACUCCUCGGCCCUCACAGCUGGCCCAGUCCAGCCCCUUCCAGCUCUCCGCCUCCGUCCCCAAGUCCUUCUUCUCCAAGCAGCCCGUACGCAAUAAGCACCCCACAGGGUGGAAGAGGACAGACGAGCCCCCGCCACGGCCGCUCCCCUUCACUGACCCAAAGAAGCAGGUGGACACUAAUACAAAAAACGUCUUUGGGCAGCCACGGUUGAGGGCAUCCCUCCGAGACCUCCGCUCCCCGCGGAAGAAUUACAAAUCCACCAUUGAGGACGACCUGAAGAAACUCAUCAUCAUGGACAACCUGGCACCCGAGCAGGAGAGAGAUGCGGGGUCACCACAGAAGAGCCUGCAGCGGACCUUGUCCGAUGAGAGCCUGUGCAGCGGACGGCGGGAGCCCAGCUUUGCCAGCUCUGCCAGCCUGGAGCCGGGCCUGCCCAGCGACGUGCUCUUCACCAGUACCUGCGCCUUCCCCUCCAGCACGCUGCCCGCCCGCCGCCAGCACCAGCACCCCCACCCGCCCGGCGGCGGCAGCCCCAGCACCGUCCCUGCCACGGGCAAUGGCUUCCCAGAGAAGAAAUCCACCAUCUCUGCCUCGGAGCUCUCGCUGGCCGAUGGGCGGGACCGGCCACUGCGGCGCCUUGACCCCGGGAUGAUGCCCCUGCCUGACACAGCCGCGGGCCUCGAGUGGUCCAGCCUGGUGAACGCGGCCAAGGCCUACGAAGUGCAAAGAGCCGUCUCACUUUUCUCCCUCAACGACCCAGCUCUGAGCCCGGAGGUCCCACCUGCACACAGUCCUGUCCACAGCCACCUGAGCCUGGAGAGGGGGCCCCCCACCCCCAGGACCACCCCUACCAUGAGCGAGGAGCCUCCCCUGGACCUGACAGGCAAGGUGUACCAGCUGGAGGUCAUGCUGAAGCAGCUGCACACCGACCUCCAGAAGGAGAAGCAGGACAAGGCAGUGCUGCAGUCGGAAGUGGCCAGCCUGCGACAGAACAACCAGCGCCUGCAGGAGGAGUCGCAGGCCGCCAGCGAGCAGCUGCGCAAAUUUGCUGAGAUCUUCUGCAGAGAGAAGAAGGAGCUCUGAGGCGGCUUCUUGGCCGGGCCAGCUGCGGGCUCCCGCUCUCCCAUCUCCCUCAGCUCGCUCCCCAGUUGCGGGCAUGACCGAGAUGACCCAGCCAGGGCCCCACUGCCCUCCUCGUGGACACGGAGACCAUGGGCGGCAGUAGGCCUCACUGGGGCUGUGCGCUGCCAUCUUCUCGGGGUCUUCUGGCCCCACAAGGUGACCCGGUCUCAGGCCCACCAUCUGAACUGCCCAGCUCUGGUCCCUGGACACUGGACCAUGCCCACCCCGGCUUCCGGGGGCCAUCUAGCCUCUUCCUGGGACCAAGCCAUUAGAAGCUGGAGGAAGGGGAGAGAGGGAGGGCUGGCGUGUGUCUCCAAACCCCACAGCUCCAGGAGUCCACAAACCAGCUUUCUUCACUGCAUACAACAGAGUUUGGGCUUCUGGGGCCGAGCCCCCUGCAUGAGAAAUCAGUGUGAGGCUGGCCUGAGCUUCCCCCAGGCCCCAGAGAGGAGGGCCUGUGUAGGACAGCGGCCAGGACUCUUAGUCCCGGUGUGCUCGCUCCAGAAAGCACAGACAUGAACCCCUUCCAACCGUAUUCUUCCAAAAAGCCGCCAGGAGCACUUUCUUCGAGUUUCAUUUCUUUUCUUGGGACCCCAGGAUGGAGAGAAGAAGCCCCAGCAUCCAGAGUCAGCGUCUCUGAGGGGAAACUAUUUGCACACUCGGGACAGUUUCUGCAGUCUUUUUUCUAUCAGCCCCUCAACCACCAGAGGCCACAGCGCCUGGGCCUGGGCCCCCCCACCUUCCAGCUCCUGCCCAGGCCGCAAAGCCCCAUCUCUCCUCCCCAUCACGCCCACUCCCACCGCACAGCCCAGGGCCUCUUCUGGGCACCAGGAAGGGCUCCACGCAGCCCUGACGUCAGGGCUGGAGAGAAAACAGCCUUCGUCUCCUCUCUGGUUUUGUUUUCCCUUCACAAGCGAGCAAGCAGCGGAUGUCUGGACACCCUCACUGUGCUCCCCGGGGGAGUGCUUUGCCGUGUGAACCCCCACGGGACGCUGGUUCUCUAAAGGCAAUAAGGGGCAGCGUGCCAGUCAGCCACGCCAGAGCGGUACUAUGCUGUUCACCCAGGAAACAGAGUUUCUUUUUUUUCCUUUAAAAACAAAAAAGAUAUAUAUAUAUAUAUUUAUUUUUUCAUGUGGAGUUGCGCCAGAACAAGUCUGGAUGGCCACAGUCUGUGGAUUUCCCCCCAACCUCAAGCUGAGGAUCAAGGUGUGUCCCCUACUGGCUGGGACUCAGUGGGAGGACUCCCGAGAGAUCCAGGCACAGUCAGGGGGAGCAGGCUGGUGGGCUUUCCCCUUCGGGGAGGCCCCAGGCAGGGGGAGUUGGCCCCUCUCCAGGCAGCACUCUGGGCUGGAAGCCAGCACCAGGUGGCCCAACCCUGGUCCAGAGACCCUACCACUUUCUCUUUGGGGCCAGAAACCUCAGGGAAGGGGGCUGUGGGAACCGCACAGGACACAGGCGCUCGGAGAGAUGCCAGGGUGGGCCAGCAGGGGCAAGAGGAAAGGGCACUCUUGUCUCCUUGUGAUCACCCUCUGACCCCAGCAGCGGCAGCCCCAUAGAAACCCUCAGAUCUGCCAUCUCCCACCCCUCACCGGCACAGUGAGAGGAGAGCGCCGCAAGGGGGAGCCCCCUUGGUCUUCAGCCCUGGCCAACUACUGUGAUAUCUCUGCCCCUCUUCCCCACCCCCUUUUUGGAAGGGUUCUCUAGGACCACUCCACCGCCCUUUCCUCAGACCCUAACCUGGAGGCUGCCCUCCCUUUUUUUAAGUUCUCCAUAUCUUCAGAUUAUUCAAAUCAUUUUGGGGACCUAAUCAUGUACAUUGACAAGUGUAAAUUAUGAUUUUGUUUUUGGUUUUGUUUUCUGUUAUUUUUUUAAGGAUCUCUGCAAAAGAAAUCUAUUUAAUUUGAGGUUGGCAUUCUCUCUGAAGGCUGGAAGAUAGCAGGGUUUUGUUGUUUUUUUUUUUUUCAUAUGUUGAUUUGUUUCAUUUGGCUUUUUUAUUCUUUAUUGUCUUUUUUUUUUUUUUUCCUAUCCCGGUCUUGAGAUUUUCUGGCAUGUUUCUGGAGGUUUCAAAGGAAAUAAAUGUUUCAUAGAA